Molecule: messenger RNA, 939 nt
Organism: Zymoseptoria tritici IPO323
Lineage: Eukaryota; Fungi; Ascomycota; Dothideomycetes; Mycosphaerellales; Mycosphaerellaceae
Exons: 3
Coding region: 1-939 (312 amino acids)
Molecular function (GO): oxidoreductase activity
Source: RefSeq, a predicted model, not a curated record
AUGGGCUCAGCAGCACCUGCUCUCAUCGACGUUCUCAUCGUCGGCGGCGGACCAGCAGGCCUCGCAGUCGCCACCGGCCUCGCUCGACAACCCUACACGGCCGUCGUGUUCGAAUCGGGCGUAUACCGCAAUGCUCGAACGAACCACAUGCACAAUGUCGUGACCUGGGAUCAUCGAGAUCCAGCUGACUUCCGAGCCAAAGCCCGGGCCGAUCUGUGGGCGAGAUAUGAUACCAUUCGCAUUGAAGACGCAAAGAUUGAGAACAUACGAUGGAAUGGCGAUGGUCGGUUUGAGGCCAUUGAUGGCAAGGGCAAUGUCUGGACGGGCAAGAAGGUCGCGCUGGCGGUCGGGAUGGAGGAUGUAUACCCUGAUAUACCUGGGUAUGAUGAUGUUUGGGCGAGAGGAGUAUAUCAUUGCUUGUUUUGCGACGGUUAUGAAGACCGUGGAGUCGAAUCAGUGGGAAUCUUGGCCCUUGGCGUGUUGGGAAAGUUGCAGCCAGCCGUGCACACUGCUCGUAUGGCGAAGCGACUUACUAGCAGUGUGACGAUUUACACCGAUGGGGAUGCCGAGUUGGAGAGCCAGAUCCGGAAUGUCCUGGGUGAAGAUUCCGUUUUCGAGAUGGAUAAUCGUAAGGUCACUCGUCUGGAGAAAGUGAAGGGGAAAGCUUCAGAGGUUAUCGUGCAUGUCCAGGAUGGAUCAAAGGUGAUGCAUGGCUUCAUGGUGAUUGACCCGACAAGCAGGCUCACAGACCCAAGCCCAAGAUCAAUGGAGCUCGCAGACACGGCAGUCAUCAAGACCAGCAGUCCGUGGUAUGAGACUAGUGUUCCUGGUGUGUUUGCUGUCGGGGAUUGUGCUUCGCCUGUGCCUGCUGUUCCUAAUGCUAUGAGCAUGGGUGCUUUUGCGGCGGCUGGUUUGGCGAGGCAGUUGGGUGCGGAGUGA